Messenger RNA from Myripristis murdjan (pinecone soldierfish), 5858 nucleotides. It is a transcript of the gene pkd2, whose product is annotated as polycystic kidney disease 2. NCBI's taxonomy places the organism in Eukaryota, Metazoa, Chordata, Actinopteri, Holocentriformes, Holocentridae. The transcript is spliced from 15 exons. Gene Ontology annotation, cellular component: membrane. The coding region runs from base 2284 to 4995 and encodes 903 amino acids. The record is from RefSeq and is a predicted model, not a curated record. Gene Ontology annotation, molecular function: voltage-gated calcium channel activity; voltage-gated sodium channel activity; muscle alpha-actinin binding. Gene Ontology annotation, biological process: detection of mechanical stimulus; potassium ion transmembrane transport; release of sequestered calcium ion into cytosol.
AAUUUCUGUCAAAACUGGAAAAAGUAGUAGUAAUAGUAGUCUGUCAGCAGUUUGAAAACAACAACAGCAACAAAAUGUCCCUUUAUCUCCAUGCAGUCCUUCUGGACAUAGUCACCUUCAUCAGAGAAGAUCUGGACCUGUAUUGUCAAGAUAUACACCACACUAGUCUGGGAAAAACAUCAAUUCACAUCAAAUUUUACUCCUCUGUUUUAAAGCUUUGUGAGGUUGUUCAAGUUCAAAGUGAUGCAAAUCACCACUGGAGAAAGAGUUAACAUGCUCUUCCCUCUCCAAUUCCUGUUUUCCAGCUAUAGAACCAGGAGCAGGUGUGCAAUACAAUUAAUUUUUGUAAUGAACUGUCAACAAUUGUUGGACAAAACAUGUUUGUGAAUGAUGGCACAAACUCACCUCUGUUUGUCUCUCUGUCUCCUGUGGGUAUGCAUUACCAUCUGGACACAACUGGAAAUAUUAUCCAUUAUUCAAUAUUAUUCAAUAUUAUUCCCAAGUAAUAGAAAACUGCAUUGUCUAGAAAUAUCUCAAUCCUUGGAGGAAAACUGUGCAAUCGUCCCAGGUAAGGAAACAGUAAUAACAAGCCAGCAGGGGUCAGCUGGCUGGCAGAUACUGAAAUCUGUCCAGUAAAUAUGCUGAUUGUGGCAAAUGCCAUUAGGACACCUGAACUAACAUUUCACAUCUAUAGAACAACUGCAUAUGGAUUACCAGAGCACUCUCCUCUUCAGUGUCCUGUCAGAGAACAGCGAAUAUUGACACAUUUGACACAUUAUUGACACACUGACCUAAUGGCUAAACCCUCUGCAAUCAUUUCCGUCAAGUUAGGCUGAAAUUCAGAGCAUGUAAAGUUAUCAAACGUUUAGAUUUCACUUGACUAUUUACAAUGAAACUGUGUGAGGGUUGCCACUGCCACUCUCCUUAAUGACACCUAAUCGUCUAAAAUAUAAGCUAACUCAUUGCAGCCCUACAUACCUCUGUGUAAUGCAUUUCAUAGGGACAACAUAUAAAUAUAACAUCAGUAUGACAUCAUAAAUUAUAGGCCUCUAAUAAACCCAUUAAAAUGAAAUGCUAAGGUGCCACCACAGGAAACAGAUAUUAAGUAAGAUUAAACCAUCAUGAAGUAGAGAUACAGUAUAUUAUCAAUUCCUAUUGGAAUAUUAUAGUUGAUAAUGUUUUUUUGUUAUACAUGUUAGACUGGCCUAAUGUCAAUCACUUGACAAGUCCCACCCCAUCCCAAUCCAGACUGAGGUUUUGGUCGAGUGUCUUGUUGCUAUAGCAACUGCUGACCCAAACACAAAAAAUUAUGUAACCUUUAAAGCCUCGCGUGAAUGCUACCAUUUAUCUAAAUACUAUGUAGUAAAACAUCUUAACAAUUUUCUGAAAUAUUGGUCAUCAAAAACGUGUGUAGCCUACAAACCAAAAAUACGGUGGGAAAAUUUUUUUUAAAGAUAUGUUUCACUUCGGAGGAGGUAGUUGGCUGAAUUCUGGUCAUAAAGAAUCAGUGAAAAUCGUUUUUUUUUUUUUUUUUUUUUUUUUUUUUUUUUUUUUUUUUAAAUUCCUUACAAACCAUCUCAACCUUUUCAUUCUGAAAGCAGUGAUGACUUAAAUUUAGGUUUAUGUACCCCAAGGUUAAAAGCGGGUGAGUGCUCUUUAUUCCGAAAUGUUUUCCAUAGGUGCUUUCCACAGUGAGUGCGACGCCAUGACUUCCAAUGUAAUCUGAGUCUCCAACAAAUGAGAAUGAGAGAUUUUGGGGGAACAGUUUAGGAACAAGAUGGCUGGCCUGGGACAAGACAAGCGUCUUACUUCUUUCACAUAAACAAGGCAUUUCGAUGGAGUCGUCAGCUCAAUGUAUGUAGCUUAUUAACAACUUUAAACUACUUAGAAAAACAUUAGUUUUCAGCUGCUGGAUAGUUAGGAUUGAACAACGGAAACGCUUGAUUGUUUCUGAAACUAUUUGCAGAUUGCUUCACAUUCUCCCAAGGAAACAGUUUUACUUUGAUGAACUGUUGAUUCGAUACUAUGUAGUCUAACACAAAAUAUUUGCUUUUUUCAAUUUAGCCGGUUGAUUGUAACUUUUUAGAAUAGGAUGUAGAUAAAGUUCAUAAGAUUCCCAAACAGAUUCACUUUUAUUUGGCCCAAGAUCGUGUUUCUUUCUACCGUAAUGCGCGAAAUAUUUAGCCAGAUAUAAACAACACGUUUACCAGAGGUUUUGGUGUAGUUGACUGUAAAGUUUUGUAGAUGCCCUGCAGCAGACAAGGCAUUUAGUGCGACUGGACCAUGAGUUCAACCCGAGUCAGAUCCCAGCAAACACCGCAGACCCAAACUGCCAGGUUGCCGAACAGAUUUGACUCCAGUGAAGGGAUUGAGAUGGAGAACAUUCAGCAUCAAGACUUGGGUCUCGGAGGAGUUAUAGGCACCCCAUCCCCUCCGUCAAGACAGGCGUGGAGUCGGGAUAACCCGGGUUUCGAGCCUGAGGAUGAGAUCAUGGAGGCCGACUGGCCUCCAGCGAGUCCGGGGAGGAGGUCAGUGUCCACGGCCUCUAGCAGCAGCUGCAGCAGCGGCCUGGGUAGCUACACCGGCGGGGGCAGCAGCACCCACAUCCCCAGAGGUGGGCUCUAUCCCACCCCGACAGUGGAUGCACAGCAGCAGGACAGGCAUGAGCACCGCAGCUGUAUGAAGCAGCUACUCCAGAAAAUCAGAAUUCUCUGGGGCACAGAGCUGAUGGAAGACAGCGACAACAGUCGAGAAAGAUACCUCAGGAACAUACUGAGGGAGAUGUUGACCUAUAUCACAUUCCUCAUCACACUUUGCAUCUUGACCUAUGGGAUGGUGAGUUCCAACAUGUACUACUAUACCAAAGUCAUGUCUCAGCUUUUCCUGGACACACAGCUGUCUGCUGGGGACCCUUCCACUUUUAGAAGCCUGUCCACAAUGGAGGACUUCUGGAAGUUCACAGAGGGACCUUUUCUCACCGGCAUGUACUGGGAGGUGUGGUACAACAACAAGAGCCUGCCCGAGAAUCAGAGUCUCAUCUACUACGAAAACCUGCUGCUAGGGGUGCCUCGCCUCCGGCAGGUCAGAGUUCGCAAUGAGUCCUGCUCCAUCCAUGAAGACCUGAGAGACGAGGUUCAGGACUGCUACAGCAUGUACACUCCCAGCAACGAGGACACUGCCUCCUUUGGACCCAAGAACGGAACUGCCUGGAAAUAUACAGCAGAGGGUAAGCUAAAUGGGAGCAGUUAUUCGGGUCAGGUAUCUAAAUAUGGAGGUGGAGGAUACUACCAAGACCUGUCCCGUACAAAAGAGGAGUCGGCUAUCCAGCUGCGGUUUCUCAAAGACCAUCUGUGGCUGGACAGAGGCACCAGAGCUGUGUUCCUCGACUUCUCCGUCUACAACAGUAACAUCAACCUCUUUUGCAUCGCCAGGUUGUUAGUGGAGUUUCCAGCCACUGGUGGAGUGGUGACCUCCUGGCAGUUUCAAACGGUACGCCUGAUACGAUAUGUGUCCAGCUGGGACUACUUUGUUGGCAUGUGUGAGGUAGCGUUCUGCCUCUUCAUCCUGUACUACGUGGUGGAGGAGGUGCUGGAGAUCCGCAUCCAUCGCCUGCACUACUUCAAGAGCCUGUGGAACUCUCUAGACGUUCUCAUUGUUGUGUUGAGUGUUGUCGCUAUCAUCAUGAACGUCACCAGAACAGCCAUGGUUAGCAACCUUCUCAAAGGUCUAUUGGAGAACCACAAUACUCACCCCACCUUUGAGCCCCUGGCCAACCUCCAGGUCCAGUUCAACAAUGUGGCUGCAGUCAUUGUCUUCUUUUCCUGGAUCAAGCUUUUUAAGUUCAUCAACUUCAAUAAGACCAUGAGUCAGCUGUCCAGCACUAUGUCUCGCUGUGCCAAGGACCUUGUGGGAUUUGCCAUUAUGUUCUUCAUCAUCUUUCUGGCCUAUGCUCAGCUGGCCUACUUGGUGUUUGGAACCCAAGUCAAUGAUUUCAGCACUUUCCAAGCCAGCAUUUUUACCCAGUUCCGAAUCAUUCUGGGAGACUUUGAGUUCUCAGAGAUUGAGGAGGCCAACCCAGUGCUGGGGCCCAUCUACUUCACCACUUUUGUCUUCUUCAUUUUCUUCAUUCUCUUGAAUAUGUUCUUGGCCAUCAUCAAUGACACAUACUCUGAGGUGAAGGCAGAUAUGUCCCAGCAGAGGUCUGAGAUGGAGAUGACCGACCUCAUCAAAAAGGGUUGUAACAAGGCCUUGAUGAAGUUGAGGCUGAAGAAAACAGCAGUCGAUGACAUCUCAGACAGUUUGCGCCAGGCCAGAGGCAAACUGAACUUUGACGAACUCCGCCAGGACCUUAAAGGAAAGGGCCACACCGAUGCAGAAAUCCAGGCUAUCUUUGCUAAGUAUGAUCACGAUGGAGACCAGGAGCUGACGGAACAUGAACACCAACAAAUGAGAGACGACCUGGAGAAAGAGAGAGAGGACUUGGAUCUGGAACGCAACUCGCUGACUAGACCCAGCAGUGGGAGGAGCUUCCCUCGAACCCAGGACGACUCAGAGGAGGACGAUGAUGAAGAUAGUGGCCACAGUUCUCGUCGCCGUGGCAGCAGCUCAGGGGGCGUGUCCUAUGAGGAGUUUCAAGUGCUGGUGCGGCGUGUGGACAGGAUGGAGCACUCCAUUGGCAGCAUAGUGUCCAAGAUAGAUGCUGUGAUUGUGAAGCUGGAGGCCAUGGAGAGGGCCAAGCUUAAGAGGAGGGACGUGCUGGGCAGAUUGCUGGACGGAGUAAUGGAGGAUGAGAAGCUGGGCCGGGACACAGAUGGCCACAGGGAACAGAUGGAGAGGCUUGUGAGAGAGGAACUAGAGCGCUGGGAGUCCGAUGAUACCGUCUCACAGGUCAGCCACCCACAGCCAGCCACACCUGUUGGCCCGCGGCCCCGUCCCUCCUCCUCCCUGUCCACUGACGGCCUCGAUACAAGCGCAAACGGGAGUGGCCACAUGUGAAAACCUCCAGCUUUUCCAGUGAAGAACAUUCCAUUCUGGCAAAAAGCUCUGUCAGAAGUUUCCCUCUGCUGGUUUAAGUAACUCUCGCGGAAAUGCGAAAAGGGAUGACUCUUAAGGUUUGCAGGUUGUUUUCCCUGUUAGCUGUGGGACAAUUUUUGUAGCACGGCUCAGAUCUUUUUAUUUGUUUGUUUUAAUCCCUAGACAUGCUACAGUGAUGAAGUCAAGUGCACCACACCUCAAAUACUGAAAUGCACUGAAAGUGUACGAGUGAGGUUCACCCAAAAGACAUAUUGUCUAAAACUAUUCUAUAGUAUUACUUUCAUAAGAUGGUACAGUUUUUUUUCACACAGGCAGAAUGUGACACAUUUACAAAGCUACAAAGUAGAGAUUGUGUGGAAAAGACAGAAGAAUAAUGAAGGAUUUGAAGAAGUUUUUCCCAUCGAAGUAUUAGGUACAAUAAACUAUUCUCAAGCAUAUUCUGUUCAUUUGUAUUAAAAAUACACAGCAGAUGAUUAUAGUAUUACAUGAGAAAGAUGCUCAGUUGCUUUUGAUUAUUGUAUACAUCUUAGCAUGUCACCAAACAAGGCAUCUCUAUGAAUGUUUAUUUUGCUGCUUUUUGUCAUUAUAAUAUAGGUACAAGUGUGGCACAUUCUGUCAUAUUUACUCAUCUUCUGUGCAUCACUUAAACUUACAAAUAAAUACCUUAUCAAUUUAUGAUAUAUAUCGUAACUUGAAACAAACUUCAAUUUGGAGUGCAUCUAGUGUUCAUGGGAAACCCAUGCAUUUAUUGUUUUCCCUUGUAGGCCUACUGUGCCUUAUAUUUUGCAGUCUGAUUUUUUUAAAAAAAAAUCUAUGUUAUGCCA